Messenger RNA from Prunus armeniaca (apricot), 945 nucleotides. Lineage: Eukaryota; Viridiplantae; Streptophyta; Magnoliopsida; Rosales; Rosaceae. The record is from the annotation of a GenBank genome assembly.
AUGGCUCCUCCUCCUCUGCCUCGCCCACUUCUCCUCUGUUUUCUCAUCCUCCUCUGCCUCACCAUCCCCGCCUUAGCCCACAGCGGCCACCCCGACGACGAAAACAACAACGAACCCGCCACAGACGACCUCGAACCAGGUCCAGACCUUCGUUCAAAGCCUCUGAUACUGGCCAAGAUUUGGUGCCUGAUUAUAAUCUUUUUUGCGACCUUCAUACCUGGAGUUUCGCCUUACUUUUUCAAGUGGUCUGAAUGGUUCUUGGUUUUGGGUACGCAGUUUGCUGGGGGUGUGUUUCUGGGUACGGCUCUAAUGCACUUUCUGAGUGAUGCCGAUGAGACUUUCAAGGACUUGACUGAUAAAGAGUACCCUUUUGCGUUUAUGUUGGCUUGUGGGGGGUUCCUGCUCACCAUGCUUGCUGAUUGUGUGAUUUCGUAUGUUUUUGACAAGAACAAAGUUGGUGGGUCUGCUUCCGAUCUUGAGCUGCGAGGGAGUGCUGAGCAGGGAAAGGGUGGUCAAAAUGGCAAUGUGGGCAUUGCAAUUGGAGUCGCUGACACUAAAGCCGAUGCUUGGAAAGCCUUAUGGACAAUUUCUCUGCACAAGGUAUUUGCAGCCAUUGCCAUGGGCAUUGCUCUCCUUCGAAUGAUGCCUAACCGUCCCUUCUUAUCGUGCGCUGCCUAUGCUUUUGCAUUCGCUAUAUCAAGUCCUAUCGGUGUGGCCAUCGGAAUCCUAAUAGAUGCGACAACCCAAGGAGCUGUGGCAGAUUGGAUAUUCGCGAUUUCAAUGGGUGUAGCAUGUGGAGUGUUCAUCUAUGUAGCAGUAAACCAUCUAUUGGCUAAAGGUUAUAAACCCGACAAAGCAGUUUCCAUCGACAAACCCCAUUACAAGUUUUUGGCAGUUUUGUUGGGUGUCGGGGUAAUAGCUGUUGUGAUGAUUUGGGACACUUGA